Tachysurus vachellii is the source of this 1148-nucleotide messenger RNA. Its product is annotated as protein FAM184A. Lineage: Eukaryota; Metazoa; Chordata; Actinopteri; Siluriformes; Bagridae. Bases 116 to 1051 code for a protein of 311 amino acids. The record is from RefSeq and is a predicted model, not a curated record. The transcript is spliced from 7 exons.
AUUUCAUGGCCUGAGGCAGCCACAGCUCCAUCUGGAGCUUGUUCUUUUUCCUUCUCAAUAAAAAGAUAGAGCGAAUAAGUGAAGCAGAGAAAAAGAAAGAUAGCAGUGCAGGGUGAUGAGGAGGUUUUUUCGAGUGCAGAGAGAUGAAGAUUACAGUCAGAUUCAGUAUCUUACAGCCAAGUGCAGCCGUUUGGCACAGGAGAAAGCCGCAAUGGAGAGAGAGUGUGUGGUAUCCAGAGAGCGAGUACGGGUCCUGCAGGUGGAAUUGGAAGCUGUGUGUUUGCAGCUCCAUCAGAAAGAAAACACCAUCCAGGAGCUAGUCGAAAAACUCCAACACCAACAGCACGUUGUCAGCGCAAGUGAUGCAGCACUGUUAUCUGUUCACUUGGAGUCAAUAAACUCAGAACUGCAAUACCUACAGUCCACUGAGAAGCAGUUAAUAGGCUUUGUGGAAGAGCUCCACCAGCAGGCCCUGCAUGCAACUAAAAAGGCAGAGGGCCUGGAGGCGCAGCUCCAUCAAGAGGCCCAGCUUCAUGCCAAGCAUAGACAAAAUCAGCAGGAAGAGCUUGAGAGUAAGUCACAUGACCUACAGGAACUGCAGAAGGCCCAUGAUGCAUUGCAGCAGGAGCUAAGUGAACAGAACAGUGCCCACAAGAAGACAGUGAUAGAACUGCAGCAUGAAAACACAAUCAGCGUUCACAAACUCAGAGAGUUGGCCGAGCAGGUCGAGUGGUUGUGUGAACAACAACGCAACUGGAUAUGCUGCAUCAAAAGGUUUAAAGACUGCCUGAAUGAUGAGAAGGAGGCCCUGGUGCUGCAGGUGAACAGGCUACAGGAAGAAUUGCUUGAUCUUCGAAAGAACACAAAGUCUGAGGCAAUCAGUAGAGAAGAUACACUACCGAAAGUGCAUUGCAGCAGAUGGCACGUAGAUGCCAUGUUGGAUCUGCAGGUCGAGGCAGAUAAGUGGAAAGAAAGAUACCAGGAACUCUUUAACAAAUUCACAUCACACCAGGUGGACUGUCAUGAAGAUGGAUACCUAAAACCACCAUGAUGUUGACUGACAUCCUGCACUAUUUUAAAGUCAUUACUACUGCACAAGGGACAAUUCCUAACUUGUGACCUUUAAUAAAAUAAUGUCUGCAGAUUUA